CGCAGUCAGCUCGCAGCUACCUCCAGGCUCCUCGGACGGUAUAUAUACAGUCUAUGGGUGGAAGCGACACCAGACCGACACCGUCAGCCGCCUCUCCGGGGGACACAGGGAGCGGAUCGCCACGCCAGAGGGGGUUUUCCGGUCGCAACGGGGGCCGCGGACACACGGAACGGCUCGAGCGGUGCCAUACUGUGACCUUUAUGUGAGGUCGAAGCCCUAAAGGAGCGGGUCAUAGACGGGAGGAGAGACUCGGAGAGAAGCAUCUGGCCACAGACGCCUGGAUACGUGUUUUUAUUUUUUACUCGGUUCCUUAAACCUGCAGCCACAACCAACAGUUUUGACGGCAAGUGGAAACGACCAUGGAGGCCAUUGCCAAAUACGAUUUCAAAGCCACCGCAGAAGACGAGCUUAGUUUCAAACGCGGAGAAGUCCUGAAAGUAUUAAAUGAAGAGUGUGAUCAGAACUGGUACAAGGCCGAGCUAAACGGAAAAGACGGCUUCAUCCCCAAGAAUUACAUAGAGAUGAAAGCCCAUCCGAGCUGCACACCUCCAGCUAAAAAUACACAGGUGCCAUCGCAAAGGUGGUUCUUCGGGAAGAUUCCUCGAGCCAAAGCAGAGGAGAUGCUCAACAAACAGAGGCACGACGGGGCCUUCCUCAUCAGAGAGAGCGAGAGUGCACCGGGGGACUUCUCUCUCUCCGUGAAGUUUGGAAAUGACGUCCAGCACUUCAAGGUCCUGCGUGACGGAGCUGGAAAGUACUUCCUGUGGGUGGUGAAGUUCAACUCCCUCAACGAGCUGGUGGAGUACCACCGCACCACCUCCGUCUCCCGCAAUCAGCAAAUCUUCCUGCGAGAAUUAGAGCAGGUCCCCCAGCCUCUCCUCUCUCCUCUCUCCUCCUCCUCACAGCAUCCCACGUACGUGCAGGCGCUCUUCGACUUCGACCCCCAGGAGGAAGGCGAGCUGGGCUUCCGGCGCGGCGACUUCAUCCAGGUCCUGGACAACUCCGACCCCAACUGGUGGAAAGGAGGCUGCCACGGCCUCACGGGCAUGUUCCCCCGCAACUACGUCACGCCUGUCAACCGGAACAUGUAAACAGUCCGACCAUGUAAACAACAACAACAACAACUUGGCAACCAUCCCCACCACCAUCAUCAUCAUCGUUCUUCAUCAGCCACCCCAUCACCCCACAUCCCUCUCGGCCAUUCCACGAUGAGAGAAAGAGAGAGAGAGAGAGAGAGAGAGAUAUUAAACGUGGGCGUCGCUGUGUCGGUGGCAGCGGAGCAAAAUCAGCUUUUACUUGUGCUGAGAAGGUCCCCCCCCCCCCAGGCGAGGAAUCGAACCGUCGCUGAGAGAAAUCAAGAUGAGGAGAAACUAAAGAGUUAGUUGCACCGACCAUGAAGAUAACCAAACGAUUCCACCGCUGCCACCACGGCUGCUCCCGUCUUCUCCUUUACUUCUUAACAUUCUGACUUUUUCUUUUUUGUGUUUUUCUUCUUCUUCUCCUUCUUUGCCGCAUGUUGUUUUAAUCUCCUAAAAGAAAUGCCUACCGAUAAAUCCUAACUCUGUUUUAAAGAAAAAAGUCAAUAAAAAUAUAAAAAAGAGGAAAUGGUUUUUAAAAAAUUGUUCAAAAAAGAAAAGAGGAUAAAAGAAAUGAUGCCAUCGACAGUACAGCAAGUAUCCAUGUUUAAGUUCAUUGGCACGUGAGCAUUGUACAUCAGCCAUUGGCUGUAUAAAUAAAUCAACUAUAGAGAGAAUCCAUUUUUUAAGAAUAUAUAUUAUAUAUUUGUAUGUGUUUGUCUGUUUUACCUCUCAUCAAAUUGUUUUUUGUUUUUUCCAUUUGUAAAUUAUGUUCGAUCCUCUGUUAGUCUGGAUAAGACCUAGUAGCUCUAGAAUAUGCUGAGAUGUCCGUGUUUCCUUUCUGUUUGUUCUGAAUCUAUCUGAGGGCUCUCAGAUAACACAGCAUGACAUGUACGGGGGUCACGAGUUCCAUUGAGAAGGAAAAGGUUUCUCUCGUGUGUCUGUAAUGCAAACGAGAAGGAAAAAGUCAUCGUUAAUGCGGAGAAACCUAGAAGAGUCGAGCCCUGUCGGGAAGCGAGCGGCGACCAGCAGGUGGCGCCACAAUGCUGCAAGCGCUGUUGUAUUACAAAGCCCUGUGUAAAGGUCAGCCACCUUUUCAAAGCCAAUGUAUUUAUUGCAGCCAUUUUUACCUGGGCAGUGAAUGUAGCCGACUGCGUCCACAGACAUUAACAUGAGGGAAGCGAGGUCUGAGAAGUGAACUACACAACCACGCAAGGGAUUUCAAAACAAAAGAGACACACACUGAGGCAGUGACGUCGUAGAUACUCAGUCAUAGAGAAGCGAGAGAGAGAGCAGUGGGGGGUGUACAGGAAGUUAAACAUGCGUAUUCACACACGUUCAUUACAUGCAUGCAGACGCUCUCCUCCUCGAUACACGUGCACGUAGCGACGAGGCAGAGUUUGGAUAAUCACAUUGUGUAAAUCACCAGUGCAGAUGUGCAGCUGGCACAACAGUCCAGAAAACUGAGAGAUUGUCUUUUAUGCUCCAAGUUGAGAGAUCAGCUUAAAUAAUGUAAAAGAUUUUUUCCCUUUUUUGUUUUUGUUCUUUCGUUUCUUGGUCCAACGUGUGGUCAAGCCCUUUUUUUUUUUUUUUUUUACUUUUGUUUUCGUCGAUUGUUGACUUCCUGUUCCCGUGUGUGUGUUUGUUUACUGUGUUUGUGUUCUUCUUGUUCUCUCUGGAUAGUGCCUUUCUCUCUGGUGUUUUCAGUGUCUCCGACCUGCUACUUUGAGCCCCCCCCACCCCCCCUCAACCCCUCCCUUUACGGGGCUUGCCAGUCCUGCAGUGAGAAAACCGUGUACAUAAUCCAGCCUGCCCCCCCCCCCCACAUCUACCCGCCUACACCUUUGUCCUCACCAACGUGGAACUCUUCUUAUUUAAAUGUCUCUCGCCUUGUCUUACGUAAUGAUACUUUUUUUUUUUUUGUUUUUUGCUCUUUUAUUUUUUUGUUUUAUUUGCAUUUGUUUUUGUUUUUUGUUUUCAAUUAAUAAAAUGCAAUUAUUAAAAAAAGGAGAAAA
This is a messenger RNA of Platichthys flesus (European flounder), 3091 nucleotides long. RefSeq names its product growth factor receptor-bound protein 2b (gene grb2b). The transcript is spliced from 7 exons. Gene Ontology annotation, molecular function: protein binding. NCBI's taxonomy places the organism in Eukaryota, Metazoa, Chordata, Actinopteri, Pleuronectiformes, Pleuronectidae. Bases 360 to 1091 code for a protein of 243 amino acids. The record is from RefSeq and is a predicted model, not a curated record.